Penicillium chermesinum is the source of this 765-nucleotide messenger RNA. Its product is annotated as SDR family oxidoreductase. The transcript is spliced from 4 exons. Gene Ontology annotation, molecular function: oxidoreductase activity, acting on the CH-OH group of donors, NAD or NADP as acceptor. Bases 1 to 765 code for a protein of 254 amino acids. The record is from RefSeq and is a predicted model, not a curated record. NCBI's taxonomy places the organism in Eukaryota, Fungi, Ascomycota, Eurotiomycetes, Eurotiales, Aspergillaceae.
AUGGCUUCGUAUUUAGUAACCGGUGCCUCGAGAGGCCUCGGUCUAGAACUUGUGACCCAGCUGGCAGCGAAGCCCGUGACUGAAGUGCGUAUCGUCUUUGCGGCUGCCCGAUCGAGUAACCCACAAAAGCUUGAAGAGCUCGCAGCCGCGUCCAACGGACGGGUUCAGCUGGUUCGACUGGACGUUGGCGUCAAAGAAAGUGCCCAGGAGGCCGCCAACGAAGUUGAAAAGAAGCUACAGGGCGAGGGACUGGACUACCUGAUCAACAAUGCGGGUGUCAUGGACUACCAUCCUAACGGACUGGAGGGAAUGGAUACUCUCGACGAGGUGUUUCAUACGAACGUUACUGCAGUUCAUUACGUGACACAAGCUUUUCUGCCUCUGCUUCGCAAGGGAAAGAAGAUUGUGAUCAACAUCUCCACUACUCUGGGUGCUUUCUCCAAGGUUCACAUAUAUCAGCCUAUGCCAUCGCCGGCAUAUACAGUUACCAAGGCUGCUCUGAAUAUGCUCGGCUUGCAGUAUGCCUACAAGUAUAAGGACGAAGGAUUUACCUUCCUCGCGAUUAGCCCUGGAUGGCUGCGAACGGACCUGGGAUCGCAGUACGCCGACCUCCCAGUGGAGGUCGGCGCGGAAAAGACAUUGGAUAUCAUUCAAAGGGCUGGACCGGAAGUCAACGGAAAAUUCUGGAACAUCCAAGUCGACGGCUGGGAAGAACCCCGGGGCCAGAAUAAAAAUCAGUAUGACGGAAAGGAAGUUGCUUGGUAG